Messenger RNA from Lepisosteus oculatus (spotted gar), 15706 nucleotides. It is a transcript of the gene pkd1b, whose product is annotated as polycystic kidney disease 1b. Gene Ontology annotation, molecular function: monoatomic cation channel activity; protein binding. Gene Ontology annotation, biological process: kidney development; calcium ion transport. The record is from RefSeq and is a predicted model, not a curated record. NCBI's taxonomy places the organism in Eukaryota, Metazoa, Chordata, Actinopteri, Semionotiformes, Lepisosteidae. Gene Ontology annotation, cellular component: plasma membrane.
GCCAUUGAUUUUUGUUAUAUUUGCACUUGCUUUGGGGACAUUGAUUAUAUCUUUACAUUUUUUUGUUCAUUUGGGUUGAGAACUGGUUCCUCUGAUCAACCAACAUAGUGCCAAUCAUCUCUUGACAUACUACAUGCCUUGCAGUGACUUUUAGGAUGUUUUCAACCUGAGAUCUGAGGUCUUCUUAGCAGUUUAAAGAUUUUCUGAGGAAACAUCACAAAUAAAGUUUUUCACUCAUUGUGUUGUGUAAAAGCAACAUUAAUAUACAGUGAUCUCUGGCAUUUGAUGUGUUCACCUGUACUUCUUUGAAUAUCUUGUACUUGAUAGAUGCAUUAUAAUAUUUGUAGACUUCUGAUUGUUUUUUAUAUUCAGGUAUGGGGUAAUUACUGGAAAGAUCUGUUUGAAUAGGAAUGAAGCUUUGUAGUCCUCUAAUUUUGGGAAAACGUCCUGAAUUGUUUUUAUUCAUGUUAAGUAUAAUAGUAGCUCAUUUGCUAUGGUAUGUUACGUGAGAAGAAACAAGCUAUUGUAUGUAUACACCAAUUUUUAUUAGUGUCUGUUUGGGGGUGCAUGCACAGGGAUGGAGGACCAAAAUCCAACAUCUGGCUUGAUCUAGCAGAAUAUAAUGUUGUAUUCUGAAAAAUGACUUCUCAAGGCCAAAUGGAAAUGAUUGGUAGCUUGUUUUUGAGGACAUCAUGCUAGUCCAGGAGCAGACUUGUUACAAAAAGAAGUGAUUUGAGUCAAAAAUGAGGGACCAAAAUUAGAUUGACAUUUUUGCUAAGUUAUUUGAAAUAAGACAACAUUUUACAAGCACAUUAAGUGCACAACUAGAACUCGGGAAAACAUUUUAACCUCCAGCAUAACAUUUGGAGGUUAGGAUUGACAUAGUAGAAGAUUGGAGGGCAACAGCAAAAAUGACUAAUCCAGUAAUAUUUUGAAGGUUAAUGAGUGCAUCAUAGUCACAGUCACAGUCACUGAAGCUGGGGUGUCACAGGGGCUGGGAGAGCAGCCUGGUUUUGAUAAUAACUUGGGCUUUAUAGUACUCUCUCAAGAAAUGAUGCUAUACAAUAUGCAAAGAUCUGCAUUAAAGAGGGUUGAAUCAACUGAUUAAUUUUUAGUUCUUGAUUAACCUGAACCAGGCUUACUCCCAAUAGUAGGUUUUUUGUCAAGUCUGUACAAUCACCUGAAUACUGAUUUAUAUUUCAUUCUUUUAAUAGGCACAAACGACAGAUAUAAACAAGUGUUCCGUUUAAGCUUAGGUCGCAAAAAUUAAAAAGAGAAACGUUUAAAUAGAUAAAAGACAAAACAAUGGGAAAUUAUUAUGAGUCUUAAUGUUCCAGAACUCAUGCAAUUAAGUUCUUUAGUUUUUCCAGAAGGUAGCGCUGUUUUUCUAAAUUAAUGAACCCCUCUGUAGAUUGAACUUCAUUGGGGAGUGCUGUGCCUGGAGUGGCGUCUUUGAAUAAAUCAGCUAGAAAGAGUAGCAACCGUUUCUCUUAGUACGUGAGAAUGUCGGAUGGACAAGAAGGGAUCAGUUUUAUGAACUGCUAGUUGUGCGAUUAAACGAUUUUUAUUAAAAUAACAUUAAUUUAAAAUUCUGAUGUUUUAUAUGUUUUCUUAUUUUAAAUAAUAUUCCUGUUUAUGUCAAUUGUGCAAACUUUGUAAAGGAAUGGAAAACGAAGAGAUUUUCCAAUGUACAAUUUUCUUGAAAAGCAGACCAGGAACAGGAUCAGUUUUUGAGUUAUUUCGUAUAUGACGAGAGCCAUUUCGUUAGACAAUAGAGCAUGUAGGGGAUAUUAAUGAUUUCAGAAACCAUUAGGGUGUUUUGAUAGGUCGUUUUUCAGAUCCUAAUCCAUGGCUUUUUUAUUAGUGCGGAUUCCAGAUUCAUCUCAUCGUCGGUUGGGGCUGUCUUCCCAAUAUUCCAAGGAACAUAGACUGGAUUCAUCCAAACAGAGAGUCCCAGGAUGAAGCUGUUGGUCUGUACCCUGUUUUUGGCAGCAGCAGUGAUCCCUAUGAAAAGCCAGGCUGAUGGCAAAAGAGAGUUUCCUGACAGUGGGGAUGUGGAGUCAACAGAGGAUGAGAAACUCAGCCCUCCAGAACUGCCCUGGGAGACAAGAAGUGGGAAAGCUUGGGGAAACUUAAGGAACCACGGGGAGCACUCAGGCAGCUCUGAGGACAGAGCCUUGUCAUUAAAAGGAAACUUUCUUGUUGGCAGGACCAGCCUGACCCAGAGGAGGUGGCACAGUAAGCACCAAGGAUCCCGACUAAUUCGCAGCAUCCUGGGUGAUGCCAAGUGUGCCUACAAAAAUGGUGCCCCUGAGAGAAGCAAAAUAAAUGCCCCCUCGUUGGAAAUGGACUCCCAUGAUCACUCUCAAGACAGGCAGCCCCCUCCCACAGGUAUUACACUGUGGCCAUCAGAGAUACUGCCUGCCCUUCCCUGUCCCCAGCAUUGUGUCUGCAACCACACGGCUGUGAACUGCUCUGGAGCGGGUCUGACUGAGGUCCCUAGGGCAGGGAGCUGCCCCCUACACACAGAGAUACUAGAUCUGUCUAGGAAUAGAAUAACACAUCUGAGACCAGACGCUUUUGCUGACUUUAAGGACCUCAAAAAAAUAAAGUUUGGAUUCAACAGCUACAAGUAUGACUGCUCUUUGGCCUGGCUCAAAGAUUGGCUAGCUCAGGGCUCCCUGACUGUGCUGGACAGUGAAGAUGUCAGGUGCAGCCAGCCCUCCAGUGCGUUUGACGUGCUAGUCAAUAUGCUGGACUCUGCAGUUUCCCCCUGUGCUGACAGCUUUGUCUCCUGUGUGCCGAACCCCCACUCCCUGUCAGAUGCUGUUCUUCUCUACUUACGCUGCGAGCCCCAGGUGCGCGAUAAGAAAUCCUGUGAGGCCCUGUGCCGUCACCGUGGCUACUCGCACUAUGCUCUAGACCCUGCCCGUCACUGCCUGUGCGGCACCCUGGCUCCUCCGGCGUCUGUGCAGGCCCAGGCCUGCAGUGGUGUGUGCUCCAACAUCGUGCAGACCGUGGUCUGCGGCCGCACCAUCAUCCACACAGCCUUCCCUGUCCUGGUGAGCCUGGAGAUAGUGACUGCACCCUGGCAUAGUUUGUACCAACCAGUGGAGCUGAGUGUCAGUGCUGCCCUUCCUGUCUUCCAAUGGGAAUUUGGAGAUGGCUCACGACCUUACAACACAACAAAUACGCGAGUGCUCUAUAAAUAUGCCCUCCCUGGCACUUACAAAGUUGAUGUCCAUGCCAUGAUGGGGGGCUAUCAACUCUCCCUCAGUGUCUUUGUCAAAGUGGUGAUGCCCCUGGGGCAGGUACAGCUGGAGUACCCACUCCAGGCGGAAACAUUGAACACCUUGAAUUUCUUGGUCCACAUUGACAAGGGCACUGAUCUGUCUGCCAUGUGGAGUGUGAAAGACACAAGAGGCAAGGAAACUACUGUUCAUUCCAUCUGCCCUAGAGGCAGUCGGAUCCACUUGACCAAUAUGCACUGCUACUGGCUUGUCCAGACACAGGAGUCCUGGCAGGAUGCAAGACGGACCUGCCAGCAGACGACAGGGGGAGACCUGGCUGUCGUUAGCAGUGCUGACAUCCAGAGCUUCCUUCAGCAAACCUUCCCCUUGACUGACAAUGUCUGGAUUGGGCUCAGAGAUGGGACCUCUGUCAAGCCAGUCUGGGUUGAUGGGGCUCCAGCAGAUGUGUUCCAUAACUGGGGAAAUGCUAAUAAAAACCAGAAAGGCUGUGUCCAGAUGAUGAUGAGCUUAAUGGGGCUUUGGAAAAGCACUGACUGUGGUACAAAAAUCCCAUUUAUCUGUGAGAAACACACAUCAGCUCUCCUGCCUGGUCCUGACACAUUCCUGGCUGGAGUCCCAGUAAUGACAGGUGUUUACAAAGUGAACAAUCUGUCUGUGCUCCCUGCUCCCCCUGGUCUGGGACAGAGCAAUGUGGAGGUGAUGCUGUUUCCAGGCCUGUGGUUCAGCCAUGCUGGGCGGGUGGUGUCAGUAGAGUUUGUGAUCCAGCCUAUUAAAAACCAGACUCGAGCGAGAGUCCAGGUCCUUCGCCCUUACUGCAGCCCCAGCCAGCACCUCGUCCCACCAGGCUGCAGUGUCCUGCUCAACCCCUUCGCUUGCUGCUCCACAGAGCCCCUCUGCAACACCACUGGAGGCUGUGCCAGAGGGCAGCAGUGGUGCCACCUACAGGAUAGCUGCCAGCCGCUGUCCAGCCCCUGCAGUUCCUACACACCCCAGGGCCAGUCCUUUGGGAGGCCUCCCCGCCACACUGCCACCCCACCCUUCUACCACCUCGUAGCAGACCUGCCCCUCAGCCUGCCCCACAGCUCAGAGCAAGUGCACGUCAAUGUCCUCCUCCUCAAGCGGGAGAUUAACAUCUUUCCAGACGACAUCCUGGCAGUGCAGCACGAUGCUGGCGCAGGGUCUUUCCUGCAGUGCCCACGGAGCGAUGAUUCCCCCUGGCGUCAGAGCUACCUCUCCCUGCGCCGGACAGGCUGGUUGGAAGGGGGGGUGUCUGCCCAGCCCAGUCAGUCUGUGUGGGUGGACGAGGUGGUGUGCGACCUGAGAGUGCUGUACUCUGACAGCCUGCAGGGAUAUGCUGUCACUUCACCGCUCGGCACAGGCCACAGGGACCCGGGCUCCUACACAUACAGCAUCGCAGUGAGCAACCCUGUGAGCAGCACUACAGCCUGCUGCACUGUGGAUGUUCGCACACCGGUAUGGGGGCUCCAAAUCAUCCACCCACUUCCGGUCGGAGGAAUGAUACACAUUCCAGUGAACAAGCCCACGCUUAUUGUGAUCAAGAUCUUGUCUGGGGUCAAUGCUACCAGCUCCUGGUCAGCUCCUGUUCUGCGCAGUGGGAUCGCCUUCAGCUCCUCUUGUCCAUCUGCUCUGCUUGCCUAUGUGCCAGGAUGUACAAGAACCACCCCAGACACCUGGUUCUCAUAUGCCUAUGCCACUGUGGCCCUGCCAGUGUCCCAGAUCCUCAAUAUCUCUGUCUCCAAUGGAGUCAGUGCACAGAACCUCUCUGUGGUACUGCAGUCUCACCAGGAGGUACAAGGGCUCAGGAUGAAACCACAGGGGGAUCGGAGGAUGUUAGUGGAUGUAUCCCAGGAAUUCAGAGCAUCAGUCAGAAGUGGUUCUUCAGUCACCUACACCUGGGUCAUAGAUGACUUGAUUCUGUUUGCUUAUCACGGGCAGACAUAUAGUGUAGUAUUCCGAAAACCUGCUGUGUAUAACCUAAAGGUAACAGCAGAGAAUCCAGUGAGCUCAGAGUCCCUGGAUGUGAAGCUCACAGCUGAUCUUAUGAAGCCCCUAGAAGAUCCUGUGUUCCUCUCUGUUGCGGAGGUCAUGGCUGUCAACACCUCUCAAGUGUUUGUCUUCAGGGUGAAAGUUGACGUGUCCAUUGGCGUCACAUUCAGAUGGGACUUUGGAGAUGACAUCCCAGCUGUGAGCCACUCUUUCUCUCCCCCAUAUGAUGCUGAUCAGAGAAAACAGAUUUACCUACAGGACUCUGCCAGCCACAUCUACACUCAGCCAGGUAACUACAGUGUACGGGUUGAAGUUUUUAACAGUUAUGACAGGACAGAGAAGGCUGUUUUAGUAAUGGUGCAGAGUCCACUAUCUGGGCUAUCCCUCUUCCUAACUCCAGCCUACCCUGCUGUCAACCAGGAUUUUGAGCUAAGAGCUCUUCCAAGACCUUCCACUUAUGGAGUUUGUUAUCUAUGGAACUUUGCUGAUGGCUCCAAGGAAAUUAAGGAAUGCAAUUCCAAAGUCAGCCACACUUUCAAAACAGCAGGUGUGUACAAUGUCACAGUAACUGCCAAUACCAUGUUCAACAUGUGGAGGUCCUGGAUGGCUGUGGAAGUUGUAGAAAGAAUCGCAGGUCUCAAAUUAAGUUACAAUGGACCCAAUGAACUGGGGACCCCUACAGUUCUCAAAGGAACUGUGUCAUCGGGUACCAGACUCUUUUGGACUUUUGACAUGGGUGACGGGCAUGUGUUUUCUAACGUUUCAGAUGCUUCGAUCUCCUACAUUUACAAGUCUGCUGGGAAUUACUCUGCCAGGAUUAAUGUGGACAAUCCCGUCAGUCAUGCUUUUCAAUCAAUUAGUGUGGAGGUAUACAGACUAAUCAUAGGUGGAAUCCUUCCAUCAGGCUGCUUUGUGGCCAGACGUGAGGUUCCUUUUCAAGCCUUGGUGUCUGGGAAAGAAUCUGCUGUGACGUUUCACUGGAUAUUUGGUGAUGGAAGUCCCCUGGCUAUUGUCCAGGGAAAUUCCACAGCUGUUCACCGUUACGCCAGCCCAGGUAUCUAUUAUGUGAACAUCACAGCUUUUAGCCCAGUAAGGUCAGCUUCAUAUCAAACUGAAGUUUGUAUGGAAGAUCUCAUAACCUCUUUGGCAAUAAACUCUUCACAUUCUGCGGCAGCAGUGGGGCAGGAGAUUUGUUUCAAUGCUUCUGUAAUUCCAAAGCCAGAUGAACAACAGAGUUACCAGUUUCUGUGGUACACAAAUUUCUUCAACCGAUCACCCACCAGGGGUUCCUCAAAUUAUUGUUGUAUUUUUAAAGAAGAAGGGUCCCAUCAUGUGAAAGUGGUAGUAAGCAAUAAUGUGAGCAACAGGACAGCCACAGUAUUGGUAAUUGUGCUAAUGCCAGUAAGGGAAUUAAUUAUGAAACAAGAUAGAGGGCCCCCUGGGGCUGUGGCUGUUAACAAGUCUUACGCAUUCAUGGCUGAAGCCUCUUCAGGAACCAAUGUCACAUUUCAGUGGGAUUUCAGUGAUGGAUCUUAUAUUAGACAUGGACAAACGGUUUCUCAUGUCUACACAUCUCCAGGACGGUUUAACGUCUCCGUUACAGCAUUGAAUGCAGUCAGCAGGGAAAGGGUCACAUCGGAAUUCAAUGUGCUGAUCCCCAUUUCUGACUUGGUUCUGAUCACCGAUCGGCCUGUUGUUGAAGUGGGUCAAGAGAUGGUAAUAACAGCUACAGUAAACGUUAUGGUAAAUGUUAGUUUUUACUGGUUGUUUCACCCAUCUUUCACACCUGAGCUGGGAACAUCAACUUUUAAGCACAUAUUUUUGAAAGCAGGUGUCUAUAACAUCUCAGUGGUUGCCCAAAAUCCAAUUAGCAAACAGCAAGCCACCAUUAGGAUGGAAGCAUAUGAGAGAAUAUGUGGAUUAAGUAUCAAGAGUCAGGAUCUGAUUUCAGAAAGGUAUAUUCCAACUGGAACAAAUGUUAGGUAUUCUGCAUCUGUGGCCCAGGGUUCUAAUGUGACUUUUGAGUGGUUAAUUUAUCAGAAUGCAAGCAACAGACCUCUAAGUGAAGGGGAAAACGUCACACUCCAUACUGAUACUCCUGGAGACUUUGUGGUGAUCCUAAAAGCUAGAAACCCUUUGGGACUGGUGAAUAGCAGUCUUUUGCUUAGGGCUGUGGAGCGCAUUGCAGGAGUUAAGGUAUUAACAGAAGGAGAUAUUGUACCUUUGGGUAAGCCCAUCAAGAUCAUGGUUAGUGUGGAUACUGGGACAGACCUUCAGUAUAUCUGGCGUGUGGACUCAAAUCACUCUCCUCUACUGUCAAAUGAAUCCUUUCUUUUUCACGCAUAUAGACUCAUUGGCACUGUUGUCAUUAAAGUAUCUGUGACCAACAUGUUGGGCUCCAGUGAAGGCUCCAAGCAGCUCAGUGUCCAGGAAGAAGUAAGUGAAGUGGGUUUUCUCAUCCAGGGUACCCUAGGUCCAUUUUAUGUCCCAUCAGACUCACCUGUGGCACUUGAAGGGUAUGUAAAAAAAGGAAAUGAUUUGAGAUGGGAGUGGAAAUUUUCUAGGAGAACUGGUUCUACCCUUUUGUACAAUCAGUCAGUUAUUCAUUCCUUUCAGGAGGCUGGAAAAUACCUAGUGUCCCUCAAUGUGUCAAACAAUAUAAGCUGGAAAGAUAUAGCCCAUGAAGUCAUAGUUCAGGACACAAUCCAGGGGCUGACAGUAAACGCUAGCCACUCCACACUCUGUGAAGGAGAUCAACUUGUUUUUAAGGUGACAAUCUUGAAAGGCAGUGAUGUUCACUUUUCUUUGAACUUUCCCACUCUAAAUUACCUGGUUAAUCUUGAAACGGACACCUACAUGACAUCUGACCUUCCAGUUGGCAAUCACUCAGUCACUGUAAGAGCCAGAAACCAUGUGAGCUCCUCUGCUACAGUUCUAAUGGUAGAGAUAGUCGAGAAAAUUCAUGGGCUUCGCCUAGUAAAUUGCUGCUUUCAUAUUCUGGAGGCCAAAAAAGAAGUGAGCUUCCAAGCAGAGCUCCAGAGUGGAUUUCAAGUGCAUUACCAGUGGACUUUUCAAUUGUCUGGAUACCCUCUUUUGCAAGCAGCUGGGGCAAAAGUCUUUUAUACCCCACCAGCCAAUGGCUCUCUUACUGCAACCAUUGUGGCCAGCAAUGCUUUCUGCUCUCUGUCCUUGACUGAAAAUGUGAGUGUGCAAUCCCCAGUCCUUCAUGGAGAGAUGUUUUCUAACUUGACAGAUGUCUUCAUUCACCAACCUCUUGAAUUUUGGGUCCUUGUAAAGGAAGGCAGCGAUUUACUUUACAGAUGGAACUUUGGUGACUCCAGGAAGACAGUUGUUAACAGGAACAGCACAGCCAUCCAUCGCUAUCACACUCCUGGGAGAUAUCUGGCAGAAGUGACUAUCUUUAACAAUGUCAGCAACUUCACUACACAGUUGUUCAUUAAUAUUAGGAAGCUGGAAUGUAAUGUACCAAAGGUUGACCUUAUUCAGGGAAAACCAAGGAUCCUGAAGUCCAGACCUAGUUACUUUGAAGCCAGUGUGGAUCUUCAACGUUGCACUGCUUACAAGGCUGGCUACCUAUGGGAGGCAUUCUGGGGUCCAGACUGCCUAGAGAAAGACAGGAAGCCCUUGCAGAAUAUUGACGUGACUUCCCUUUUAUUGGUUCUGCCCAAGUUAACACUUGAAGUGGGCUCCUACUGCCUGAGGUUCACUGCUGCUCUUCAGGGCACUCCUUUGUUGCAGUCUAAGAGUGUGAAUAUCACAGUAUUGCAGAGCCAGCUGGUAGCCCUUAUCAAAGGUGGCUCUCAUAGAGUUUGGGCAGCACAAGAGGAUCUGCUGUUGGAUGGCUCAGGAUCACAUGACCCUGACAUUGUGGGAGGUGAAGAUAGAGACCUGCAGUAUUUCUGGAGCUAUGCUGUUCAGAAUACAACAGUAUCCUCGCUCAGACCCAGCAUCCUGAACAACAGCAGCACAUUUAUCCUCUCCAGGUUUAACCUUCAGCCUAAUGCUCUUUAUGUCUUUACGCUUACUGUCUUCAAAGCAGGGAAACUUCCAGCCUCCACAACCCAGUCUGUGAUGGUGAGGCUUGGCAGAGUCCUGCCAGUGAACAUCCAGUGCCGGUCUUGCAGCGCUUUGUCCUCUUAUCGUGUGAGUCACAGUGUCCAUGUCGUUUUGUCUGGACAGUGUAAGGGCUGCAGCAAUGAAACACUUUAUGAGUGGACUGCUGAAGGAUCACAUGGAGAGGUUCUGGAACUGAACAACGUGUCGACAACAACGGGGAACUCCUUCCCAGACUUAGUCAUAAGGAAAGGGGUUCUGCAGAACGGAGUCCACUACAACUUCACCCUUAGUGCUGCUCACCCCUCUAAGGAAUUCUGGGGAUCUGCCAGCAUCAUAUUAGUACCCAACUACCCCCCUAGUGGAGGCAUUUGCACUCUUACUCCCAAUAGCACCAUCUAUCUCCUCGAGACUGUUGUCACUUAUCACUGCUCAGGCUGGAUGGAUGAAGACGGAGACCUGACUCAGCUGAUCUACACCAUGCAUGUAGAGGUGUGCCAGCACAGAUACCACCAGUGCCACCUUCUCACCCUAUACAGAGGCACCAAGUCAACAUUCAGCACACUGGUACCAGUGGGUUCAACAGAGUCAAGCAGUUUUUCUCACAUUAGUGUGCUGAUUGAAGUGGAGGAUGCCCUUGGGGGCAAAGUCAUCGCUCUCAACAGUACCCUUACCGUGCUCCUGCCUGUAUUCCCUGUGGAAAGUCAGGGAAUGAUGGAAUGGCUGACGAACAAGAGCCAAUCAAAGCUGUGGGACAUGACCCAACAAAGCAACCCACAGGAAGUGAUCCCCUACUCUAUUGCUCUUACUAGCAUGCUCAACCAGAUACAAAAUGUCAAUGAGUGGGACCGUCAGGACUUGAUCAGAAUCCGCAGCAACAUCACACAAGUGCUGACCUCUCUCAGCAUGUCCACCAUGCACGAUGUGGCUCAGAUUAGCUCUGCCCUGGCACAGUGUGUGGUAGGUUAUGCCAAACAGGCUGUACCCCAUGAAUUUGUGUGUGGAGAAUGCAAGAUCAAGACUCUUGAAGCCACUAGGAAGAUGAUUGCAAUGAUUGAGGACAAGACUGUGUUGGGAGAUGACACCCCCGUUUCCACUGGCACCAACGUUCUGCAAAUCUUGGGUGGCUUGAUGGCUGCAGCAGGUCACAGCACCGACUCGUCAAAGAUCCCGGAGAUCACAGCCUCUGCCUUCAGCCUAGUUGGGGACCUCAUGCGCUCUCUGAUGCGCUCACGGGUCCCCAGAGAGGAGGUCUUAAAACUGACUGCUCCUGAGAUCAGAGUCAUGGGCCACCGGAGUGAGACUGCCGACUUAAUGUGCACGAGUCCUUCAUCACCCUGCCAGUUCUACAUCCCAAAGGGGCUGAGCAACCAGCUGAAAGAGAAGAGGGAGGUCGUCCAGAUCCUCAUGAAGAUGGAUGCCAACCUCUUUUCUGCUAACCCACCCAUUUCCACAGAGCUGGCUGCCAUGGAGUUCAGCACCCCAGAGGGCCUUCCCAUUCCCAUCUCCAACCUUUCCAAAGAGAAUGCCAUCCAUGUGAUGCUUGAAACUCAGAAGGGAGUUGAUGGGACCACAGCUCUUAUCAUCAACCCUCAAGGGUCAGUCAAUUUCACAGUGAAAGCCAUAGAAACAAAUCCCAAAGCUGGUCUGUUCAUCUCCUUUAACUUCACUCUGCACCCAGGUUUGAGGCCAGAGAGUAGCCCCAUGGUGAGAAUCUUUAUUGAUGACCACCCUGCACCUUCUGAGAACCAACACUUACUCAGGAGAGACAUCCUCCUGACCUCUACCUCGGAGACAAGCCAUGUAGAAGAAACCAUCUUCCUUUCACCUCUGCACAAUGGCACAGUGUGGGAGUACCACGUGAAUAUCAGCAGCCUCCUGGUGGGCCAGGAAGUCCAAGCCUCAGUGUGCGUCUUCAGCUCUCUCUGCCAGUACUUCAGCCUUGAAGAAAGGCGUUGGAGCAGCCAGGGCCUGAGCCCCCUGAAUGGCAGCAGCCUGAAGACGGCACACUGCCUCACCAAGCACCUCACUGUGUUUGGAGCCAGCCUCUUCGUCCAUCACAGUGCUCUUAUCUUGCUUCCACCUUCAGAGGGUCCAGCUCAGAACCACGUGGUGGGGAUCGUCUGUGUGAUCCUGCUUGUGAUCUACCUGGCCACCGUCCUCAUUGCUCACAAGAUGGACGACAUUGACAUCACCCGAGUGGGAACGAUUCCACUGUGUGGGCAGUCGGGCCGGUACCAGUACCAGGUUCUGGUGAAGACAGGUUGGACCAGAGGCUCAGGCACAACAGCUCAUGUUGGUAUCAGCUUGUAUGGGCUCAACAAGAGUGGCUCUCGUCACCUCGAUAGAGAAGAAGCUUUCCAGAGGAACAGCCUGGAUGUUUUUCAGAUUGAGACAGAUGCCAACCUGGGGGAGGUCUGGAAAAUCCGCAUCUGGCAUGACAAUACUGGCCUGGACCCAUCAUGGUACCUGCAGUACGUCAUUGUGUGGGAUAAACAGACCAGCAACAUGUUCUUCUUCCUGGUGGAGGACUGGCUCUCUGUAGAGAAUGAGACAAAUGAGGGAAUGGUAGAGAAGGAAGUGCUGGCCACUUGCCCUCAGGAGCUCCUCCGAUUUUAUCGGAUUUUCAGAACUCAGCUGAUCCGGGGAAUCUUCGACCGACACCUCUGGGUAUCGGUGUGGGAACGCCUGCCCCGGAGUCGGUUCACUCGCACCCAGAGGGUCACAUGCUGUGCCCUUACACUGUUUCUGUACCUGGGUGCUGGUGCAGUGUGGUAUGGGGCUGUGGGACAGAGAAAUAGCAGUGGUCCUGUCUCAGCUCACAUGUUGGUGAAUGCGGAAAUUGUUGCCGUGGGGAUGACAGUGGCUGCGCUGGUGUUCCCCAUCCAAUUGCUCUUCAUCGUCCUGUUCAGAAUGACCCGCAGCAAGGUGAUAGUGGAGGACCCAGAGUCAUGUGUCGCUGCCCCACAGACUGUGGAGAUGGAUGUGUGCCUGGAACACUCUGAGCUGGGCAGCUCCUCCUUCCUGUCUCUCCCAGGGGGACUGGACUCCAUCUUGGAUGGAGUGUCUGAGUCCUCGGAAUCACUGGAAAGCAGGAGGUCAGAAUCAUCCCUGGGUAUUCCAGCCAAACAGGAGCAUGAGAGCUCUGUGAACCCCUGGGCCUCCUGUGACAGUAUCUUUGACAUCCCUGACCUGUUGGCCUCCGAGCCAUCCCUGAAUCGGGCCCGUAUCCUGAAGAGAAAGAAGGCUCUCCUACAACUGAGCAUUGAGUCCCCGGCGAGCUCUGCCGAUGACCCUCUGGUGCUCUCGUGGUCCAAACCUGAGGUCACACAAGGACUGGAGCAAAACCAGCUCACUGUCUCCGAGGAGGACCUGAUUAAAUCCAUUGCUGCAGACAACGUGGUACAAAGCACUUCCUCUAGUAGAGUGACCUCCGACAGUGGCCGCUACUCACCCUGCGCUGACACUGAGCUCUCUGAUCCGUUGGAGAGCUCCUGCAGUGGAUGGUCUGAGUUCAGCGAUGAGAGGAAACCAUACUCAGGUCAGCUGCACAAAACCAGCUCAUCCAUUUCAGGACUCACUUCUGCCAGCAGCUUCAUUCCCAGUCCCUCGCCAGCUUCUGUGUGCAGCAUGUUCUCCACCCGGCUCGGAGUGCCUCGCAGGGCUCCCCGCCGGCUCUUCCCUCCCCAGGUGCUGAGUGUGACCUACCUGCUGGCACUGCUGGUUUUAGGCAGCAGCCUGGCAGUUGCUGUGCUUUAUGGCACCACCUUCCAUAACUCGGUGGUUCUCAUGUGGCUCAUCUCGACCUUCUCAGCCUUCCUCACCUCUGCUGUUCUGCUGGAACCUGCGAAGGUAAUUGUGCAGUCCUUGUUCCUGGCCCUGGUUAUGAAGCCAGUAGAUCCAGAUGAGGAUGAUACGCUUGUGGAGGAGCCUGUGGUUAAGAAGGUCUCUGAGAGGAUCAGUAAGGUCAGGCCGCCCUGUGGCUAUGGGUUGCUCCAAGCCAAGGAGGAGGCACGCAAGGUCCGGGCACUGCGCACUCUUAUGAAGAGCUGCAUUGCCCACAUGAUGUUCCUCUUGGUCGUACUGGUUGUGAACUACCAGGAUCGUUUACAAGGCGACCAUGGUAGAUUGUUACACUCUGCUGUCAAGCGGUCGCUGGUUGCAGGUUCUGGGGAAGGCAUGAAUGUCAGCAUGAUCAGAGGGGCAGCAGAAGCUUGGUGCUGGAUGCAAAGGAAUCUGGUUCCUCAUCUGUACCAGAACCCCUCUCUCCAGCUGCUGGGUGUGGCCCGACUGAGAAGGCUGCAGUCUGGGAAAGGCUGCUGGAACCAUGGGAUUGCUGGCCUCACCUCCAGGGAUAUUUCUUUACAUCCUACUGUCCACGCUUGGCCAAACACCCACACAUGGGACUUAAACUUCCACCAAAACAUAAGUUCAAAUCACAGACAGCCUUUCCCAUCAAAUUCCUUCAUGUGGCUCUGGUACUUGGGACAGUUUGGGGUUUACAGCAGUGAGGAGGAGGUAGUGGACCUUGGGAACAGCACAGAGUCCACUAGGCAGCUUCUGGCUGAGCUGAGCCAGGCAUCUUGGAUAAACACAAUGACAAGAGGAGUGUUUGUGCAGUUCACCCAGUACCAUCGAGACACUGGCCUGUUUGUGGUGGUUACUGUGCUGAUGGAGUGGCAUCAGCCAGGUUCUGCUAUCACCUCUCUCAGUAUACUGCCUGUUUGCAUGCCCUCCUCUUCCUUAGUCCCGGACCUGCAGGCAGUCAUGAUGGUCGUUCUGCUUCUGCUUGCCCUGUCCAUCCUGGGCUCUGAGCUCCACACGCUGUCCAGGGAGAGGUGCCUGUACUUCAGGCAAGGCUGGCACUACCUUCAACUUCUGGUGGUGCUUCUGGCACUUGGAGUAGCAGCUCUGCACUUCGCCUUCCUGUCCCUGUCAGCCAGCCUGCUGAGACACCACUGCCACAACCGCCACUCCUUCACCAACUUCCACACUGCAGUGGCACUGUCUGAGGCCUCGUCAAGCCUCUCUGCCAUCCUGCUCACAAUACUCAUCCUCAAGAACGUGCGCCAACUGCGGUUUGUGCGACGCUGGGCAGUGUUCGGGAAGACCAUCCAGCUGGUCUGGAAGGAGCUGUGUGGGGCAUCUCUCGUCCUGCUGCUCCUUUUCCUGAUUCUUGCCCAGACAGGGUAUCUGCUCUUCUCCGACACUGUGGAGGAGUUUAGGACAUUUGGAUGGACGUGUUUCUCCCUGGCCUCUGGGCUCUGGGGGAAAACCCGCCUGGGGAUAGUGGCUCACAGACACCCUAUCUCUGGUCUGCUCUACCUCCUGACAGUCCUGGGGGGACUAAUGUGGGUCCUCAGAUGGUUGUUUGGCACCAUGCUGAUUCAGAGCUACCGCGCCAUACAGACAGAGAUGUACAGGCCGUCCAUGGGCCCGCAGGACUAUGAGAUGGUGGAGUUUUUCAUCAAGAGGUUCAAGCUGUGGAUAGGAAUCAGCAAGACCAAGGAGUUCAGACACAAAGUGAAAUUUGAAGGGAUGGAGUCUUUGCCCUCAAGAUCAUCUCAUGAUUCCAAAAUGUCUGAGCCCGUUUCAUGUGGCCUCGACCCAACUCGCCUGGGCUCAGCCCUUUCCCUGGGUUCAGAGGACUCCAGUGUUUCAGAGAGCAGCCACUCAGAGGAUUAUGAUGUCUGUUUCUACAUGGAUCGCCUCCUGCCCACUGUUAACAACCUCCUGGCCCAGUUUGACCGUGUCAACAAGGUCAUCGAGGACCUUUACCAGAUUGAGGUCGACCUUCAAAAAGCACAAAGCCAGAUUUCUGAAAAACGCAAACAGAGAAAGAAAAGCCUGAUAAAGCAGCCAACAACAGCUCCCCCUCAUCUCUUGCCUUCUCUUCCUCCCUUAUCCACUGUCUCUGGCACUCUCAGACUGCCUCGAACCCAUACCACUUUCUCUGAAUCAGCCCUCUCACGCCUACGCCCACACUGCAGCCAGGUGUCUGACCCUGGUCUUUUUGACAACUGUGUCCCAGUUCGCAGGCCUUCCCUGAUGGACACUGGGGUAACAAGAGUCCCAGGGCGGAGAGCCUGGAACUCAGGCCCGUCUCUCUCUGCUGACAUCACUCAGAGACCUUACCCACCUGCUGGCAGCACAGUCAGAGACCGUCCAAAGAGCGAGGAAGGAAAAAGAGGACAGAGAAGUGACCAGGCACCAGUAAAGAGGAGGGCUUGGCACCAUGAUGGGACAUGAGAACAUGAAAAAUCUUGGGAAAGAAAUUGAGUGAUAGGAUUCAUUGACUAUGUAUUAACAAUGAAACACCACCACUACAUCAGAAUAAAAGCUCUGAGCUUUCAAUGUACUUCAAGUGGCGGUUG